Molecule: messenger RNA, 2024 nt
Organism: Linum trigynum
Lineage: Eukaryota; Viridiplantae; Streptophyta; Magnoliopsida; Malpighiales; Linaceae
Source: the annotation of a GenBank genome assembly
CAAAUAUAAUUGCUCUAGCAACAAGUAGCUAGCUAAUAUUAAGUGGCUAAUAAACCUCUCCCACUCCCAGCAUCAUCAGCCGGCAGCCAGCCAUGGCCGCCGCCGCCCUCACCCUCCUUGUCAUCCUCGUCUCCAUCAUCAUCACAACCCUCAUCAACAAGAAACGCGCCGCCCCCGCCGCCGCCAUGCACCCGCCACCGCCUCCAAGCCCGCCAUUGCGGUCAGUGAUCGCCAACCUCCCGAAAAUAAUAUUCCACAGCAAGCCCAUGUUCCGGUGGGUCCACGACGUGAUGAAGGAGAUGAACACCGACAUCUGCCUCAUCCGCCUCCCCGGCGGCGGCGCCGCCAACAACAUAAUCCCCGUCCUCGACCCUGCCAUCGCCAGGGAGAUGCUGAGGAAGCAAGACGCCGUCUUCGCCGACCGCCCCAUUUCCUUCGGCAGCCACGCCGUCAGCGGCGGCUACGUCACCACCGCCGCCGUCCCCUACAACGACCAGUGGCGCAAAAUGCGGAAGGUGCUGGCCUCCGAGAUCGUCUCUCCGGCCAGGCACGUGUGGCUGCAAGAAAAGCGGGACGAGGAGGCCGACAACCUCGUCUUCUACGUCCACAACCGUUGCAUGGCCGGGAAGUGCGUCAACCUCAGGAUCGCCACGCGGCAUUACUGCGGCAACGUGAUGAGGAAGAUCAUGUUCGGACGACGGUUUUUCGGCAAUGCCACGGCGGAUGGAGGACCGGGGCCGAUGGAAGUGUUGCAUGUGGAUGCGGUGUUUGCAGCAUUGGACUACUUGUAUUGGUCGUGCUUAUCGGAUUACUUCCCCUGUUUGCGGGGUUGGGACGUCGACGGGAAGGAGAAGGUCAUUAAAGAGGCGGAUGAGACCAUCAAACGUUAUCAAAACCCUAUUAUUGAAGAGAGGAUCCGGCAGUGGAGGAGUGGAGAGAGGAAGGAGAUGGAGGAUUUGGUUGAUGUUUUUAUCACUCUCAAGGAUGAUCACGGGGAACCCUUGCUCACUCCUCAUGAAAUCAAGAAUCAAGCCACGGAACUGAUGAUGGCAGCAAUAGACAACCCAUCGAAUGCGGUGGAGUGGGCAAUGGCAGAGCUGAUUAACCAACCAGAUCUCAUGGCAAAGGCGACGAAUGAAAUCGAUAAGGUUGUGGGAAAAGACAAGCGACUGGUCCAAGAGUCAGACAUCGGGAGGCUAAAUUAUGUAAAGGCAUGUGCCAGAGAGGCGUUCCGACUCCACCCUUUGGCACCCUUUAAUGCCCCACAUGUAGCCACCCAAGACACCAUCGUGGGUGGCUACUUUAUCCCAAAGGGCAGUCACGCCCUCCUUAGCCGCUACGGUCUCGGUCGCAACCCCAAGGUAUGGGUCGACCCGCUCAAAUUCGACCCAGAACGACACCUUAGAGAUAGCAGUGACGCUGAGGUGGCCCUUACAGAGCACGAUCUUAGGUUCAUAUCGUUUAGCACUGGCAGGCGAGGAUGUUUGGCGACAGUGUUGGGAACCUGUAUGACCACCAUGCUGCUUGCCAGACUGUUACAGUGCUUCGCAUGGACGCCACCAGAGAAUGCCAAGACUGUCAACCUUGCCGAAGCUGAGGAUCAUCUUUCACUAGCCACACCACUCAUGGCAUUGCCUAGGAUGCGCUUAGCACCCCAUCUGUAUCCUGGAAAUUAACGGAGAACUCUUGAUUCGUAUCUUAAUUAUCUCUUAUCUUCACUUGUAUAACAUUUCCGUAAUUAAAAUCAUAUAUAUAUAUGGUGACCACUUUGGUGCACUCACAAAAAUGAGUGUGUUCAAUGCACCCAACUCAAAAACUAGUCUUAAGGUGUCAGAUUUUGAAUUUUAAUUUGUAGAAUUAGUGUAAUAUGAUGAUAUAACAUAUGCUAACAACUAAUUAGCGAAUUAUCCUAAGCCCUAGACCUCCAAUUUUGAGUUCUAUCCCUAAACCCCAAAUUGUAAACCCGAACCCUAACCCUAAAUCUCUUAACUCUAAAUCCUUCAAAUUAAAGUAAAUCUUUAAUG